AGCUGGCUACCUGUCCUUCCCGACGGUCCUCUUGGCACGUUCGUGGAAAACCUCGGACCAGGGCAAGUGGUCGGGCGGCAAGUGCUCGCAAGUCCAUUGCUGGGAGAGAUACAAGUUGGUAUAAUGGCCGGGCGUUCGGGAAUCGAUGUAGAAAUUAUUAGAGCGAAGAAUCUUGUGAUCAAGCCUGGCGUCAAAAUGAGUCCAGCCCCUUACGUCAAAGUGUACUUGAUGGAAGGGAAAAUGUGCGUGGCGAAGGCGAAGACGAAUCCAGUCAGGAAAACUACUGCUCCACUCUUCCAGCAGCACUUGAUAUUUAACGAUAGUCCAAAGCGAAAAAUGCUGCAGAUCACUGUACUCGGUGAUUACGGAAGAAUGGAGAGGAAAACAUUUAUGGGUAUUGCCUUGAUUCGGUUAGAUGACCUACGUUUGGGCUCAGAACCGGUGAUCGGAUGGUACAAACUCUAUCAUAGUUCAUCGCUGGCUGGAACGGGCCCUGUGCGAAAGGACUCGGAAACAUCAUUAGCUGGACCAAACAUGUUACAUUACUAA
Messenger RNA from Cylicostephanus goldi, 549 nucleotides. The record is from the annotation of a GenBank genome assembly. Lineage: Eukaryota; Metazoa; Nematoda; Chromadorea; Rhabditida; Strongylidae.